Molecule: messenger RNA, 1221 nt
Organism: Diospyros lotus (date-plum)
Lineage: Eukaryota; Viridiplantae; Streptophyta; Magnoliopsida; Ericales; Ebenaceae
Product: protein SAWADEE HOMEODOMAIN HOMOLOG 1
Exons: 9
Coding region: 111-863 (250 amino acids)
Molecular function (GO): chromatin binding
Source: RefSeq, a predicted model, not a curated record
ACAAGAAAAAGCCUCAAUUCAAAAUUCCCGUCAAGUCUGUACGUUCUUCUUCAGAGAAGAAAAACCCUGUGAAAACCCCUCCACACCACGAGAGCUCUCUCUCUCUGAGGAUGAAUGGGUCAGGGGCAACAGAAAUGGGGGAUGAAUUUCCUGAGUUUACACUGUCUGAGAUUGUUAAAAUGGAGAAAUUAUUUAAACAAGAAGGAGUAGAUCGUUCGAGUCGAGACUUCUGUCAAGAGGUUGCUGCCAGAUUUAGUGGCUCUAGAUAUCGAAGGGGACAAUCUUGUAUAAAAUGGGAACAGGUUCAAAGUUGGUUCCAAGAUAAACAAGGACGACUCACAGCUGAGCCCACCACUUCACUGAUUGUACCUGGCGAAUUUCAUCCUUCCUUAGAGUUGGCCAUAGUGAGCACUACACCUGAAACUCCUCUAAAAUCUAAAGCUGAAAGGAUUGCAAGUCUCUCGGAAUUGAUGUUUGAAGGUAGAUCGUCGAGGGAUGGUGCUUGGUAUGACGUUGCAGCAUUCCUCAGCUACAGAGUUCUUUGUUCUGGCGAACUUGAAGUUCGUGUUCGAUUUGCUGGAUUUAGUAACCUGCAUGAUGAAUGGGUCAAUGUAAAAAGAGGAUUACGUGAACGUUCUAUUCCUUUAGAAGCUUCAGAAUGUGAUCGUGUCAAUGUUGGAGACUUGGUGCUAUGCUUCAGGGAAACUGAUGAUCAUGCAAUAUACUGCGAUGCACACAUUGUGGGAAUUCAGAGGCAAUUACAUGAUUUCACUAGCUGCAAGUGCAUCUUUUUGGUUCGUUAUGUCUGCGACAGAGCUGAGGAAACUGUUGACUUGACAAGAAUAUGCCGCAGACCAGCAUGAUGCAUUUUUCUUGCUUGUUAAAAUGAUGAACAGUAUUAAGUUGAGAACUCGAAAUUAAGCUUUUGUUAUCCGCCAAGUUGUAAAGGUACUUUGUUUCCAUGUUUAAAAUUAUGAAACAUUGAUUGCCUGUGGAUAAUCUGGGUAGUGGAGUCCAAACAUGGAUGCUCUUCCAAGUUGAAAUGAAAUGCUCAGCCAGUUUGGGAGGGAUGGGGAAGAACUAAAAUGCAGACAGAAAUUCAACUGUAUGAUACAUGCCCUGUUCAUUUAGCUGUUUACAGCAAAAUAAUGGCUGCCCAAUUUUCAAUGGCUCUUGGACCUAAUGAUUUGGUUUCCAAUGAACAAACAAAACAGAAGGGGA